This is a messenger RNA of Rhinichthys klamathensis goyatoka, 2833 nucleotides long. RefSeq names its product arginyl aminopeptidase like 1 (gene rnpepl1). Gene Ontology annotation, biological process: proteolysis. The transcript is spliced from 11 exons. Bases 511 to 2589 code for a protein of 692 amino acids. NCBI's taxonomy places the organism in Eukaryota, Metazoa, Chordata, Actinopteri, Cypriniformes, Leuciscidae. Gene Ontology annotation, molecular function: metalloaminopeptidase activity; zinc ion binding. The record is from RefSeq and is a predicted model, not a curated record.
GCAGCUCGAAAACUUUCCCGUCUCGAAGUGAUUUCCUCCCUUGUUUUUACUUCCUGUUUUCUAAGGGAGUCACUUAACUCAGCUCAUUUCUGCUCAUCAGGGCUUCACUGUGCGUCUCUUCCUCUACCGGUAGUUUCCACCGAUCUCUCCGUGCCUCUCGAGACGGAACGCAAGCCGUAUCGACCGCGGGACAUUCACACAUAUAUUCUGCUUUAGAUGGAGGUCGGAGGGCUGGACUCAGUCGUGUCUACGGCUCUAAUGGAUUUUACGUAGACUUGCGUUUUGUUUUAAUGCCUUUUACUGUCUUCCCGUCCGUUUUAUUAUCAUUUCUUGCAUUCGGUUUCCUCCUCGGCGGAGUGUCGACCGCCCCUUUAACUCCAGCAACAAUGUAACUAACUCGAUCGCUUGUUCAUCUAUCUUUCGCCGAUAUCCGUGCGCGUUCGCCGCGUGUAAAGUUUCACGUUAUCGUCACGUUACCGGAUAACUGUUAUUUAUUAGCCAAACUUUGCGAUGGCCGAGCUCCAGCGGCCGACGCUGUGUUGCUGUCGCAAAGUGCUGACCGUGCCCGGUAAGUCCUGCGAGGGCGGCCGGAGUCUGGCUCACUGUCGCCUGGUGGACGUCGCGUCAGCGUCCAACUUCCACAGCUUUAAACUCCGACAUUUCCACCUGGACCUUCACUUGAACUUCGCCGUCAAGAGGAUGACGGGAUGGCAGGUUCUGGAGCUCACGCCCGUCCAGCCCGGCGUCCAAUCUCUCAUUCUGGACACGCAUCCUUCAUUAUUAAUUCAUUCCGUGGACUGUAAGGUGCCCGGCGUGUCCGGUGCUCCUGACGUGUUUAUGUCCCUCACCUACCGAGUAGAACCGUUCACCGAUUACGGAUCCUCUCUGAACAUCAGCCUCCCGGCCGCGGUGAACCGGCCUCACCGGGCUUUCCGUGUCACCAUCCGCUACACGACCACUGACGGCCCUGCGAUUUGGUGGCUGGAUGCAGAGUUGACAUGCGGACAAACCCGACCAUUGGUCUUCACUCAGGGUCACUCGGUCUGCAACCGGUCGUUUUUUCCCUGUUUUGACACACCGGCCGUCAAAAGCACCUACUCUGCCACUGUCAGAGUACCAGAGGGUGUCACAGUGUUGAUGAGUGCCUCAAGAAGUGCAUACUCUAAACAGGACAGGGUUUUCCAGUUCUCCAUGGAGUAUCCUGUCCCAGCCUACUUGGUCGCCCUGGUGGCAGGAGACCUACAGCAUGCAGAUAUUGGGCCAAGGAGUCGUGUGUGGGCAGAGCCCUGCAUCCUGACGUGUGCGGUCAGUAAACUGGGCGGUAGUGUGGAGCGCUGGCUUAAUGUGGCAGAGGGACUCUUUGGCCCUUAUGUAUGGGGAAGGUACGACAUAGUGUUCCUUCCUCCUUCAUUCCCCAUCGUUGCCAUGGAGAAUCCUUGUCUUACCUUCAUAAUUUCCUCCAUACUGGAGAGUCAGGAAUUUCUGCUGAUUGAUGUCAUCCAUGAGAUUGCUCACGGCUGGUUUGGGAACGCAGUCACCAAUGCUACCUGGGAAGAGAUGUGGCUCAGUGAGGGUCUGGCCACUUAUGCUCAGAGGCGCAUUACCACAGAGGCCUAUGGAGAAGCCUUCACUUGCCUUGAGACAGUGUUCCGUCUAGAUGCUCUUCACAGACAGAUGCGUCUUCUUGGAGACAACAAUCCUGUCAGUAAACUGCAGGCCAAAUUUGAGCCAGGUGUAAACCCCAGCAGUCUAAUGAAUCUGUUCACCUAUGAGAAAGGCUUCUGCUUUGUUUCUUACCUCUCACAGCUGUGUGGUGACAUUAAGAGAUUUGAUAGCUUUCUUAGGGCCUACAUUGAGAAGUUCAGAUUCACCAGCGUAAUCGCUCAGGAUCUGUUGGAUUUCUUCCUUGGCUUCUUCCCUGAGCUGAAGGAGAGCUGCGUUGCUCAACGAGAGGGACUGGAAUUUGAGCGAUGGCUAAAUGGCUGUGGUCCGCCGUUAUGUGAACCAGAUCUCUCUGCGGGUAGAGCUCUAACUGGUCCUGUUCAGCACUUGUGUGACCUCUGGGGCACAGACACCCCCGACCCCCAAGUGAUUGCUACAUUUGACCUCUCCUCCUGGAGCACCUUUCAGACUGUCCUCUUUAUGGAUCGACUUCUAGACCGCUCACCUCUGCCUCAAGAGGUGAUGAGUCUUUUGUCAAGCUGCUACUCUGCAAUGUUGGACGGUAUGAACGCUGAAGUCCAGAUUCGAUGGCUGCAGGUUGUAGUGCGGAACAGCUUUUAUCCUGAUCUGCCUCGAGUCCGCAGCUUCUUGCAUAAACAUACCUCAAGGAUGUACACAGUGCCUCUUUAUGAGGAUCUGUGCGGAGGAGUGAUGAAGUGUUUUGCUGUGGAGGUAUUUUAUCAAACUCAGGCCCGUUUGCACCCUAAUCUACGGAGGACGCUUCAGCAGAUACUGUUUCAAAGCAGCGCCCUCAACACCAGCACAGCGCCAUCUCUACUCGUAUCACCAGCCUCUGCCCCUUCCUCAGCCACAGACCCCCCUGCCAACGGGACCAUCGCCCUGCGGGACGUCAAUGUGUCUGCAUGAGAUCACAACUUCUGGGGAGAAGCAGAAGGGUUGAGGUGAAAAGCCAGAAGGACAGGAAAAGGACAGGGUUUGAACUCCUCGGUUCAGACUGGGCAGUAGCAAUGCAUUGUGGGAGGGCAGCGCUGAUGGGUGUACACUCUCUCCAACACUGGGAUGUCUAUUUAAAAAAAGGCAGACACUGAUUUUCAUAAGCUAAACGUAAAGCUGCUCAGGACUGUGGAACAAAAAUAGAGGAUGGAUGUUU